Messenger RNA from Neogale vison (American mink), 6464 nucleotides. It is a transcript of the gene ADAMTS10, whose product is annotated as ADAM metallopeptidase with thrombospondin type 1 motif 10. Gene Ontology annotation, biological process: proteolysis; extracellular matrix organization. The record is from RefSeq and is a predicted model, not a curated record. Gene Ontology annotation, molecular function: metalloendopeptidase activity. Lineage: Eukaryota; Metazoa; Chordata; Mammalia; Carnivora; Mustelidae. Gene Ontology annotation, cellular component: extracellular matrix. Bases 2488 to 5799 code for a protein of 1103 amino acids. The transcript has 25 exons.
GGUCUGUCGGACCGUCCAGCCGCGGGGCGGGGGUCGUGACGGUGUGUGAUGUCCCCGAGUGUGCGCGACCCUGAGGUCAUGCGGGCGCCUGUCUGGGUGUGUUCGCUGCGUGCGUGUAUGUGUGUCGGGUGCGUGUGGGCAUCCACGUAUGUGUGAGUGCAGCUGCAUGUGUGUGUCCGCAGGAACAUGUCCAUGAGGGUCUGGGUGUGUUUGUGUGCGAUCGUGUGGGGUGGGGUGUGUGUGCAUAGGUGUGAGUGUAAACUGACAUAGUUAAGUGCCUGCUGUGUUGAUGUCUAGGUGAGUGUGUGCGUGUCUCUACGCUGUCUCCGGGUGUGUCUGAGUGUAACAAGUGUGUAAAUGCCUGUAUGUGAGUGCGUCUGGUGUGUAUGUCAGUUCUGCGGGACUCUGUCCGUUGUCUGGUGGGAGUGUGUGAACGAGUGUGUAAUGUCUGUGUGUGUAGGCCCAAGUGUGGGUCUCUGGGUUGUCUCCUGUGAAUGAGUGUGUACGUGUGUGUGCACAUAGGUCUGGGGAGUGUGUGGUUGUGUGUCUCGUGCGUCUGCCUCCCGAUGUGUGUGUUCUGAGCGUGUCGGUGUGUUGGGAUGCGAGCCCUUUGUGGGUCUGUGGUGUCCAGUUGUGGGACCCCAGCGGCGCAGGUGUGGUCACCCUUGAGUGUGUGCAUUCGCUACCACGGUGUGUUUGUGUGUCUGGGUGUGGGAGUGGCACCUCCCACUUCCCUUGAGUCGGUCACGGAGGCCACAGCCGUCCAUCUUCAAAUGUCUCCAGGCCGUCGGGCUCAGGGCCUUUAAUUAGUGGCUAGUCGGGGGGAACCCGCCGGGGCGCCGGCCCCCUCCUCCCGCAGGCCGCGGGCGGGCCUUUGUCUGCUCUCCCGGCAGGGUCUGCCUCCAGCCCAGCCAGAUGUGCGGCGCCUGGAGAAGGCCUCUGCCCGGGCGGCCUGAGCCUUGGCCUCCACGGAGCGGCCGAAUCUCCCCGGCCCGGCCCAGGAGGUCUGGGCGUGGAGCCGCGGGUCCGUCCCGAUCGCUGGGAUGGGAUGGAGCCUCCGCUGUUUCCGGGCCGCUUCCGCGGCAUUUCCUCCUCCGGCGCCAGUCCCGGUGCUGGCCUCCUCCCUCCUGCCUUCUGGGAGGAGGGGCUGGGAGCUAUGGCCAAGCCCGGGCACGCGCGCUCGUGCGUGCGUGCGCGCCCGUGCACACAGCCACACGGGCACACACACGGCCACACACAGGGUCACAUGGGCACACACACCACACACAAAGUUACCUAGGUACAUACAGUCUACUUACACAGUCACACGCCCAGAGACACGCAGAGUCACACACAUGCAGUCCCGCACACAUCCUGGUGGAGACCCCUGCUGCUGCCCCCAGCCGGGCGCAGCGAGGGGGGGAGGGACCCCCCCUAACCUCCCUACCCUCAGUAUCACUUUCUCCUCAGACCCACUGACCUGUUCCCAGUACCCCCAUGGCAGGUCACCCCUGGCUACCACCCUGCAAGGGGGUCACCAUCCCAGAUCCUCCCCCAACGCGCACCCCCCCCCAGCCCUGGAGGGACACCUGUUGCCCUCCCUGCAACCCUCCCUCAUCCCCACCCACCUAUGCGCUCCUUCCACACCCUCUCCUCCCCCUCCACCCCCGUACCCCACCUGAGCCAGAAGUGCAAGGGAGGCUGCUGUGAGGUGGAGGGGCCCAGCCUCAGAGGACAGUGGUGAGGACUUCAGGGGUGCAGAGCAGAGAAACUCAAAGACACUGCAGCCGGGACCAGAGCCACAGAACGGCUUGGGGGAGAUUCUGCACCAGGCCUGGCAGUGCAGGAAAGAAGGAGAGGGACAGGAUUGGGGGAAGGGAGCUCCAGCCUCACACUGCAAUGAGAACGUUGCCACCUUGGCAUGGGAGGGGAGGGUGGUUAAGGCAAGGGGAGGGUCGGGGGAACUGACCAGGAAGGGGUUUAAUCAAAACUGGUCAAGGUCUCCAGGAUGGAAUACAGGAGAGGAGGCAAGAGGAGAUCAGGGCAUAGGGAGGAGCAGUAGGGGAGGAGGGAGUUUGGUAGGGGACCAGGAGCUGAGGGAGGAUGAAAUCCAAGAGGAGGUUGGUCAGGGUCAGGGGGAAGGGCAGAGUAUUCUCAGCCACCCCUGAACUUCAGACCCAGGCCAGCUCCUCCUCCCUGCCCCUCCCUGUCUAGGCACUAAAGAAGAGGCUGAGGCACAGAGGGGCUCACGCACAGGUGUCUGACCCCAGGCCGCCCACUGCCACCCCCAAAAGGUAAAAACAAACCAAAAAACAAGGGAUAAUCAUUAGCCCAUCUGAAGGGACCAGUAGGGUCACAGAGUGUCUUGGAGUGAGCUCCCCGUCGCUGGAGGGGUCCAAGCAGAAGCGGGAGCCCGGUGAUGCUGCCCAGGCUGUGAACAGGGGAGGCGGUGCUGUGGGGGCUGCCGGCAGCCGGGGCUGGAGAGAGACAUGUGGACACGUGGCCUCUAUGGCUCCCGCCUACCAGAUCCUCCGCUGGGCCCUUACCCUGGGGCUGGGCCUCACAUUCGAAGUCAUACACGCCUUCCAGUCUCAAGAUGAGUUCCUGUCCAGUCUGGAGAGCUAUGAGAUUGCGUUCCCCACGCGAGUGGACCACAAUGGGGCCCUGCUGGCCUUCUCGCCCCCCACGCCCCGGAGGCAGCGUCGGGGCACAGGGCCAGCCCCAGAGUCCCGCCUCUACUACAAGGUGGCCGCACCCAGCACCCACUUCCUGCUAAACCUGACCCGCAGCCCCCGCCUUCUAGCAGGGCACGUCUCCGUGGAGUACUGGACACGGGAGGGCCUGGCCUGGCAGAGGGCUGCCCGGCCCCACUGCCUCUACGCCGGCCACCUGCACGGUCAGGCUGGCAGCUCCCAUGUGGCCAUCAGCACCUGCGGGGGCCUGCAUGGCCUGAUUGUGGCAGAUGAAGAAGAAUAUUUGAUCGAGCCCCUGCAAGGUGGGCCCAAAGGGGCCCAGGGCCCAGAGGACAGUGGCCCCCAUGUGGUGUACAAGCGCUCCUCUCUGCGUCACCCCCACCUGGACACAGCCUGUGGAGUGAGAGAUGAGAAGCCAUGGAAGGGGCGGCCGUGGUGGCUCCGUACCCUGAAGCCGCCCCCCGCCAGGCCCCUGGGGAAUGAGACAGAGCGAGGCCAGCCAGGCCUGAAGCGCUCCGUCAGCCGCGAGCGCUAUGUGGAGACCCUGGUGGUGGCUGACAAGAUGAUGGUGGCCUACCACGGGCGCAGAGACGUGGAACAGUACGUGCUGGCCAUCAUGAACAUUGUUGCCAAACUUUUCCAGGACUCAAGUCUGGGAAACAUCGUUAAUAUCCUGGUGACACGCCUCAUCCUGCUCACGGAGGACCAGCCGACCCUGGAGAUCACCCACCAUGCCGGGAAGUCCCUGGACAGCUUCUGCAAGUGGCAGAAAUCCAUCGUGAAUCGCAGCGGCCAUGGCAAUGCCAUUCCGGAGAACGGGGUGGCCAACCAUGACACAGCAGUGCUCAUCACGCGCUAUGACAUCUGCAUCUAUAGGAACAAGCCCUGUGGCACACUAGGCCUGGCCCCCGUGGGCGGCAUGUGCGAACGCGAGAGGAGCUGCAGCAUCAACGAGGACAUCGGUCUGGCCACCGCCUUCACCAUCGCCCACGAGAUCGGACACACGUUUGGCAUGAACCACGACGGUGUAGGGAACAGCUGUGGGGCCCGUGGCCAGGACCCGGCCAAGCUCAUGGCUGCCCACAUCACCAUGAAGACCAACCCUUUUGUGUGGUCGUCCUGCAGCCGCGACUACAUCACCAGCUUUCUGGACUCAGGCCUGGGGCUGUGCCUGAACAACCGGCCCCCCAGACAGGACUUCGUGUACCCCACGGUGGCACCCGGCCAGGCCUACGACGCAGACGAACAGUGCCGCUUCCAACAUGGAGUCAAAUCGCGUCAGUGUAAAUACGGGGAGGUCUGCAGCGAGCUGUGGUGUCUGAGCAAGAGCAACCGGUGCAUCACCAACAGCAUUCCUGCCGCCGAGGGCACGCUGUGCCAGACGCACACCAUCGACAAGGGGUGGUGCUACAAGCGCGUGUGCGUCCCCUUCGGGUCGCGGCCGGAGGGCGUGGACGGGGCCUGGGGCCCGUGGACCCCGUGGGGCGACUGCAGCCGGACGUGCGGCGGCGGCGUGUCCUCCUCCAGCCGUCACUGCGACAGCCCCAGGCCAACAAUCGGGGGCAAGUACUGCCUGGGUGAGAGACGGCGGCACCGCUCCUGCAACACCGACGACUGUCCCCCGGGCUCCCAGGACUUCCGGGAGAUGCAAUGCUCCGAAUUUGACAGCAUCCCUUUCCGUGGAAAAUUCUACACGUGGAAGACAUACCGAGGAGGGGGCGUGAAGGCCUGCUCACUCACAUGCCUGGCCGAAGGCUUCAACUUCUACACGGAGAGAGCGGCCGCCGUGGUGGACGGGACGCCCUGUCGCCCUGACACAGUGGACAUUUGCGUCAGCGGCGAGUGCAAGCACGUGGGCUGCGACCGGGUCCUGGGCUCCGACCUGAGGGAGGACAAGUGUCGGGUUUGUGGUGGUGACGGCAGUGCCUGUGAAACCAUUGAGGGGGUCUUCAGCCCAGCCUCGCCUGCAGCUGGGUAUGAGGAAGUCGUCUGGAUUCCCAAAGGCUCCGUGCACAUCUUCAUCCAGGACCUGAACCUCUCCCUCAGUCACCUGGCCCUGAAGGGGGACCAGGAAUCCCUGCUGCUGGAGGGGUUGCCUGGGACCCCCCAGCCCCACCGCCUGCCCCUGGCUGGGACCACCUUUCAGCUGCGUCAGGGGCCAGAUCAGACGCAGAGCCUGGAAGCCCUGGGACCCAUAAACGCAUCUCUCAUCGUCAUGGUACUGGCCCGGACAGAGCUGGCUGCCCUCCGCUACCGCUUCAACGCGCCCAUUGCCCGAGACGCGCUGCCUCCCUACUCCUGGCACUAUGUGCCCUGGACCAAGUGCUCGGCCCAGUGUGCCGGCGGCAGCCAGGUGCAGGCCGUGGAGUGCCGCAAUCAGCUGGACAGCUCGGCGGUGGCCCCCCACCAUUGCAGCGCCCACAGCAAGCUCCCCAAGAGGCAGCGCGCCUGCAACACGGAGCCUUGCCCGCCAGACUGGGUCGUAGGAAACUGGUCCCGCUGCAGCCGCAGCUGCGAUGCGGGGGUGCGCAGCCGCUCGGUGGUGUGCCAGCGCCGGGUGUCAGCCGCCGAGGAGAAGGCGCUGGAUGACAGCGCGUGCCCGCAGCCGCGCCCACCGGUUCUGGAGGCCUGCCAAGGCCCCGCCUGCCCGCCCGAGUGGGCUGCCCUGGACUGGUCAGAGUGCACCCCCAGCUGCGGGCCAGGCCUCCGCCACCGCGUCGUCCUGUGCAAGAGCUCUGACCACCGCGCCACGCUGCCCCCUGCGCACUGCCCGCCCGCAGCCAAGCCGCCAGCCACCAUGCGCUGCAACUUACGCCGCUGUCCCCCGGCCCGCUGGGUGACAGGCGAGUGGGGCGAGUGCUCCGCACAGUGUGGGAUCGGGCAGCAACAGCGCGCGGUGCGCUGCUCCAGCCACACUGGCCAGCCGUCGCGUGAGUGCGCAGAGGCUCUGCGGCCCCCGGCCACACAGCAGUGCGAAGCCAAGUGCGAGAGCGCGCCCCCCGGGGACGGCCCCGAAGAGUGCAAAGACGUGAACAAGGUCGCCUACUGCCCCCUGGUGCUCAAAUUUCAGUUCUGCAGCAGAGCCUACUUCCGCCAGAUGUGCUGCAAAACCUGCCAUGGCCGCUAGGGGGGCGCGCGGCCCCCAGAGCUAACGCUGGGCGCCGGCUGGAGGGGACCCGGCCCGCAGCUGGCCAGCCUGAAGGAGCCCGAGGGGGCGGGAGCUGGGAGUAAAGGGUGAGACGAAGCCGGAAGUUAUUUAUUGGGAACCCCUAAAGGGCCCCUGGCUGGGGGAUGGAGAGGGGCUACCACCCCAGGGCCCCUCUUCAUCCCCUCUCCCAGUUCAUAGUGAGACCCCCUCCAGGGUGGGUUUGAGGAGGGAACAACUAACUGUUCGCCCUAGAGCCCUUUUCACCCACUCCUAGGGAGCCCCUAAUACUGCCCCCCUUUGACCGGAAUAUGUACUGUGAAGAGGGGGGGUGGGGAGGGGGUCUGCCUGUGUCCUGCCCCCAACACUGCCCUAUCCCUCCACUCUGAGCUGGGGGCGGGAGAAGGGGUGGGUCUAUGUCCGCUAUGGGGGAGGGGGGUUAGCACCACCUCCCUGACACCCUCCCCCUGACCAGACUAGCUACAAGGCUGAGGCAGAGCUGGCAAGAUCCACCACAACCUCUGCCCUCCCUGCCCCAGGGGGACCCCGACAUCCAGGCGCCCCCAUCAUGGUGCUACAGACCCUGCCCUGGGGCCCACACACCCCUCGCCAGGAAGCCCUCCAUCAAUAAAGUUCUGUCUUGUGUA